This is a messenger RNA of Gloeophyllum trabeum ATCC 11539, 1485 nucleotides long. RefSeq lists its product as uncharacterized. Lineage: Eukaryota; Fungi; Basidiomycota; Agaricomycetes; Gloeophyllales; Gloeophyllaceae. The transcript is spliced from 7 exons. The record is from RefSeq and is a predicted model, not a curated record. The coding region runs from base 1 to 1485 and encodes 494 amino acids.
AUGACCAACGAUGACCUGCCCUGGCCCGAGCUUGGGAACAUAUCUCGUGGCGCCACGCGAGGCAAUCAAGGCCAGAAGGGCGUCCUCGGUCCCCCGGAUGAGCAGGGUCGAUGUCUGCUGCAGCUGCGAGUACAGCCUGGCGUGCUCGAGGUCCGUCUUACCCGACAAGCAAGCGACUGGUAUCGUCUACUGGACAGUGAAGUCACACAGGCGCUCAAGUUGACGAAGACCUACUGGAGGAAGGCGCGCAGGAGGCAGGACUAUGAUGCGAGAGCAGACCAGGAUCAUAUGGAGCUGCACGAAUGGCUGCAGCAGCUGAAGGACAAGGUCAUGUCUCAUCUAGAAAUGCUCAUGCAGAAGGGCGACAUUCCUGGCCCGCCCUACAUCAUGCCCGAUAAUAUCGAGCUUGCGUUUCUCAGGAAAUUCGUGGAGCGUCAGACUGCUGGGGUCCCACAUAACCCCCGUUUGCGAGAAGCUGGCAUCACGCAAAAUCCGCCCCCGCCUACGUCUCAAGACCUCGGCUCAGAGAGCCCGGAACCUGGUGGAGAUCCCAGCAGUUCUGCGGCAAAGAGCGAGCAGCAUUCAGUUAGUCCCAGCUUUGCGCCACAACAGCCCGACACCUCAGCACGGUUGUCGCUGCUAAGCUCGGUGUCUGCGUCCACCGCGACGGAAUUUCCUUCCAUAUUUCAUAGAGCAGAGCUGGCGAUGCAAUUGGUACAAAAUGCUCGAGCAAAUCUGUUGCGCGCCCAGCAAGAAGUCCAUGACACCUACUCCAAAUAUUCCGUAUCCAUCGAAAAAGAAAACAAAGCACGACUGGAGAUGAACCGGGCUGUAGAGUAUCAAGUUGACAUAAUGUCCCAGCUACUGCGCCAGUAUCCAAUGCAGCCUAGUGGCACAGGCAUGAUUUCAUCUGACAUGUCUGCCCAGCGCAGUUUGAAUGGCCGCAUGAGCCCAUCACGCUACCAGCCCGAGGCAGGCCCGAGCCAGCCGCGACCGCAGGACGAGCGACGAGGGAGCAAUCAGCGUGUAGGCAUGCCAACGUGGAACGAGAGCUUGAUCGACCCGCACUUGGGCGCUGCUGGCUCGUCGCAUCCGCCACGCGCAGCCGGGGCGCACGUCGGGCAGGCGAUCGACUGGUCGCAGAUGGAGUCGCUGAGAGUGGACCAGUUCCAGUCCAGCGAGGCGAGGCUGAUGGAUCACGAUCUUUCAAGGUCUGUCUCGUCACCUCAGAUGUUAUCCUCAGAAAGGGUCAUGAACGGCCGAAAACACCUCAGGAGCUGGGACCAGACUGGGAUGCAAGACGCGCCACGCGACGGAGAGGAUGGUUCUGUACCUCCUCGAAAACGGAUGCACCCGCUAUCCGCCGAUGGCUUACACGUAGGGAAUAAUAUGAAUGGCGCAAUGCACGACAUGCCCUUGCCCUCUCAGUCAGUCCUAGGGACGCCCCCGACGCCGCAUUUCGUGGCAGAACAGCCGCACGUCUAG